This is a messenger RNA of Penicillium canariense, 1614 nucleotides long. RefSeq names its product Major facilitator superfamily domain general substrate transporter. Gene Ontology annotation, cellular component: membrane. Gene Ontology annotation, molecular function: carbohydrate:proton symporter activity. The record is from RefSeq and is a predicted model, not a curated record. Bases 1 to 1614 code for a protein of 537 amino acids. Gene Ontology annotation, biological process: transmembrane transport; carbohydrate transport. The transcript has 10 exons. NCBI's taxonomy places the organism in Eukaryota, Fungi, Ascomycota, Eurotiomycetes, Eurotiales, Aspergillaceae.
AUGGAUAUUUCCAAGGAAAGUGCACAGAAUAUUGAAAAUGUGUCUCCUGAGGAGAGGGACAUGCCCACCAAGAGCACGGGGCCCAUCAUGCGAUCGCGCGAAGAUGACCUUGGCGUCUGGCAGUGUGUGCGACGAUUUAGAACAGUGUCGCUGAUUGCCAUGACUGCGGCGUUCGGCGCAUCACUGGACGGUUACCAAAUCAACCUCAAUGGUGGUAUUGUCUCCAAUAAAGGAUUUAUUCGACAGAUGGCUUCCCCCGGCACAUCUAUCAUCGGGGGCAAAUACAUCUCCGCAUGGGGAGGUAUUCAAUCUGCUGGUCAAACUCUCGGUCAAAUUCUCCUCCAAUAUGCUACGGAAAGAUUCGGACGGAAAAUCGCAUUCUACAUAAUCUGGCUUGACCUUGUUAUCAGCAUAUUCAUUGAAUCAUUUGCGACAAGAUGGGAGCAUUGGCUGGCAGCAAAGCUCUUCUCUGGAAUGGGUGUUGGUAUGCUUCAAUCCACCAUGCCUCUCUAUUUGUCCGAGAUCGCCCCGACUCAGCUGCGAGGUUUCUACAUCAACGCGUACAGUUUUUGGUUUGUGGUUGGCCAGAUUUUCGCCUCGGUAGCACUCCGAGAGCUCAGCGUAAGGGCCCCAUAUGACUUCCGGGUCCCUAUCUAUACACAGUGGGCUAUGGUAGGUCUUAUUGCCAUAAUAUUCACCUUCAUUCCAGAAUCACCUUGGUGGCUCGUGAGCAAAGGCAAGAUCGACAAAGCAGUCAAAACUCUGAAUAGGUGUAACGGCAAUGUUGAAGGAUAUAGUGUCGAUGAGCAAAUAGAAGUCAUGAUCGCCACCAUUGCAGAGGAGCGUGCCAUUGCAGAGCGCAAUUCUGAAGAGGGGACAUGGGCUGUCUUCCAGGGCCGCAAUCGUCUUCGUUUCUUCAUUGCCGCUUGGCCCAAGAUUACCCAGCAAUUUGUAGGUUUGUCCGUUUUCAACACCUACGCUACCUAUUUCUUCCAAUACGCUGGCAACAAAGACCCAUUCAUGGUCACGGUCAUUUUAUCUUGUGUUCAGUUGCUAUCCAUGAUAGUGACUGCAGUGACAACCGACAAAGUUGGCCGUCGCCCUUUGACAGUCUACCCAUAUGCAGUUACAUCGGUGUCGGUUUUGUGUCUUGGAAUUAUCGGUUGCUUCGACUAUACCAAACCAUCAACUAGCUCACUUCUGAUCUUCUUCGCUUGUCUGGCGACCUGGUCCACCACUGGUGCAUCAGCCAUAGGCUACGCCUACGCUGCUGAAGUUCCGCAGCAACGCCUGCGUGCAAAGACCGCCGGCUGGGCGCUUGCAUCGUCGAACAUGGUCGCUAUCAUGUUCAGUUUCUGCACGCCUCUGAUGAUUAACAAUGCACCCGUGUCCCACUGGGGUGUCAAAACUGGUUUCUUCUUCGCGGGAACUGGCACUCUUGCAGUAAUUGUUGCGUGGUUCAUUCUUCCCGAAGUGACACGCCGAACACCGGCUGAGAUAGAUGAGAUGUUCGAGAAAAAGAUAAAUCUUCGCAAAUUCAAGGGCUAUGUCACUGACGUGCAGAUGCGAUCUAAUAUGCAACGCGAGAACCAUGAGAUGAUUGCUACCGCUUGA